AGGAGCGGGCGGGGUUGGCGGAGGUUUCUUAAGGCAGCGCCGGACUUCACCUUGGCCGCAGACCUCCCAUUCUACACUCCAACCGCUGUACUUAUCUUAUGGCAACCAUUGCCGCUCCGCGUUUGCUCCUUCGCCUCCUUGGCCAGGCCGCCCCGGGGACCGCGCCAGGCCGAAUCUGCAGCUGUCAUCUCCAGCGGGGUGCCCGCCGACUGCACCUAACCGCGUCUAGGAAUGAAGCUGUUGUCAUUUCUGGGAGGAAACUGGCACGGCAGAUUAGACAAGAAGCCCGUCACGAAGUGGAGCAGUGGGUCGCCGCUGGCAAUAGAAGGCCUCACCUCAGUGUGAUUCUUGUCGGGGAAAAUCCUGCAAGCCACUCCUACGUCCUGAACAAGACCAAAGCUGCAGCUGAUGUUGGAAUCAGCAGUGAAACGAUCUUGAAACCAGCCUCCAUCACGGAAGACGAGCUGCUUGAUUUAAUUGUGGAUCUAAAUGAUGACACUAACGUUGAUGGUCUGCUGGUGCAGCUCCCUUUACCUGAACAUAUCGAUGAGCGAAAGGUCUGCAAUGCCGUAAACCCUGAGAAAGACGUGGACGGCUUCCAUGUAGUCAACGUGGGCCGAAUGUGUCUGGACCAAUACUCUAUGCUGCCUGCAACACCUUGGGGUGUGUGGGAAAUCAUCAAGAGAACUGGAAUCCCAACCUUGGGCAAGAAUGUUGUUGUUGCUGGCCGAUCGAAGAAUGUUGGCAUGCCCAUUGCGAUGCUUCUGCAUACCGACGGCAGACACGAGCGUCCUGGAGGGGAUGCGACAGUCACGAUCUCUCACCGCUAUACCCCAAAGGAACAGCUUAAGCAGCAUACAAUUCUUGCUGACAUCGUUGUCGCUGCUGCAGGGAUUCCUAACCUGAUUACAGCAGACAUGAUCAAAGAAGGUGCUGCAGUGAUUGAUGUUGGCAUAAACAGAGUCCAGGAUCCUGUUACCGCCAAAUCAAAGCUGGUUGGAGAUGUGGAUUUUGAAGGUGUAAAGCAGAAAGCCAGCUAUAUUACUCCAGUCCCUGGUGGGGUUGGCCCCAUGACCGUUGCUAUGCUGAUGAAGAACACUAUCAUUGCUGCCAAGAAAAUGCUGAGACCCCGAGAGCUCGAAGCUCUGACCUCCUAAGGAUGGACUUUUCAUAUCAAACAGCAACAUUCCAAAUCUCUCAGACCACAGGCUGAUAGCCAUGCAAUAUUUAUUUGUGGGACUAUUUAUUUAAAGCAAUUGUGUUUAAUGGUAGAGAGCCUUCACCCUCAACCCACGUGUGGCGAUUCCUACCAUUAAACUCCCGUGUUUAAAUGCAGGAACCUGGUUGAGAAUUGGUGGCAUGGAGAAGACCGAUGCUGCUUUCUCUAAAGGGGAAGCCAUAACCAGUGGGCCAAGAAUUGAAUGUUUAUAUUUGCAGAAAACAUCUUAGUGCUUUCUCAGUGCGCCUUUGAUCAGCAAUCCCAAGAGAGUGUGCCCUUAUUUGCUACGAUUGCGCAGCAGCUGUUCCGGAGCCAGAUGUUACUAUUGUUUUCUACAAGGCCUUAUUUGUAUUGCUUUUUAAUAGCUCUUGUAACAGAGCAGUUUAUAACUUGUUUGAAUACUUUAAUGUUACACAUUUGAGAAGGCUGAAAUAUGCUUGAAAGCUAGCUAGCAUGGCAUUCAUCAGAAGAUUGGCUGAGGUUCUCUGUGUCUGCUCAGAGGAUUACUUAACGCUAAUAUUGAUGGAUAUAACAGGUUGCAUUUGAAUAAAAAGAUGAUCUUUGAGA
Sphaerodactylus townsendi is the source of this 1786-nucleotide messenger RNA. It is a transcript of the gene MTHFD2, whose product is annotated as methylenetetrahydrofolate dehydrogenase (NADP+ dependent) 2, methenyltetrahydrofolate cyclohydrolase. The coding region runs from base 99 to 1157 and encodes 352 amino acids. The record is from RefSeq and is a predicted model, not a curated record. Gene Ontology annotation, molecular function: methylenetetrahydrofolate dehydrogenase (NAD+) activity; methylenetetrahydrofolate dehydrogenase (NADP+) activity; methenyltetrahydrofolate cyclohydrolase activity. NCBI's taxonomy places the organism in Eukaryota, Metazoa, Chordata, Lepidosauria, Squamata, Sphaerodactylidae. The transcript is spliced from 8 exons. Gene Ontology annotation, biological process: tetrahydrofolate interconversion. Gene Ontology annotation, cellular component: mitochondrion.